AUUUGAGAAGAAGUGCUGAUUUCUGAAAGGGCAAAAUAAAGAAGACUAAACGUGGAGAGCCAAAGACAAUGCCUGCUGUCAAAGGUCCUGUGGUUUACACCCCUCCAGAGGGGGGCUGGGGUUGGGCAGUGGUGGCUGGUGCCUUCAUCUCUAUUGGUUUCGCCUUCGCCUUCCCAAAGUGCAUCACUGUGUUCUACAGAGAUAUCGAAGUUAUUUUCAAUGCCAGCACAAGCAAAGUCUCAUGGAUCUCUUCUAUCAAUGCAUGCUUCAUAUAUGCAGGAGGUCCAAUUAGCAGCAUCUUGGUGAAUAAGUAUGGCAGUCGUCCAAUAAUGAUACUAGGUGGUUGCCUCUCUGGAACUGGACUCAUUGCUGCAUCUUUCUGCAACACAGUGGAGGCUUUGUAUUUCUUUGUUGGUGUGUUAGGAGGUCUGGGACUGGCAUUUAAUCUCAAUCCUGCUCUUAUCAUGAUUAGUAAAUAUUUUUACAAAAGAAGGCCAUUUGCUAAUGGAAUUGCCAUGGCAGGUACCCCAGUAAUUCUAUCCACUUUAGCUCCUUUGAACAGUUGGUUCUAUGACCAAUUUGGCUGGAGGGGUAGCUUCCUUAUCCUGGGUGGGCUUCUGCUCAACUGUUGCGUAGCUGGAUCUCUCAUGAGGCCUAUUGGGCCGAAGCCCAAACCAGCUGUAAAGGAGUUAAAUUCUGGGGAAGAAAAGAAAACAGUAGUGGAGAUUAUCAACAGUUACAUUGAUCUUUCUCUCUUCAAACACCGUGGAUUCGUCCUGUACCUCACAGGUAAUAUUGUGCUGUUCAGUGGUAUUUUCACUCCCCUAGUAUUCCUCAGUAACUAUGCCAAAAGUAUGAAUAUUUCAAAUGAGAAGGCUGCAUCAUUGCUCUCAGUGCUGGCAUUUGUGGACAUGGUGGUGCGACCAUCCAUGGGAAUAGUGGCCAACACCAAAUGGGUGCGACCAAGAAUACAGUAUUUCUUUGCAGCUUCAGUUAUGUUUAAUGGGGUGUGCCACUUGCUUGCCCCCCUUGCACUGGAUUAUUUGGGAUUUGUGAUCUAUUCAGCUUUCUUUGGGUUUGGGUUUGGGUGGCUGAGUUCUGUGCUGUUUGAGACCCUAAUGGAUUUGGUAGGAGCCCAGCGCUUUUCCAGUGCUGUGGGCCUGGUCACCAUCUUGGAGAGUGUGCCAGUGUUACUAGCACCACCUUUGUUGGGAAAAUUCAAUGACAUCUACCAUGAUUACAAAUACACAUACAUCAGCUGUGGAAUACUCCUGCUGGUUGCAAGCAUGUUCCUCUUCAUUGGCAUGGGCAUCAACUACAGACUGUUGGAUAAGGAAGCAAAGGAAGAAGCUAGAAAAUCCCACAUGAAAGGAAAAGAGGAAGAAUCCACCAAUGACUUUGCAGACAAGGCUAUUAUCAAUUAGAUGGCUGUAGCACUGCAAGCAGCUGAUGAUAUUAAAACUGCAGAAGAUUCUGUAUGCAUAAAAUAAGUGAUCUUGUCCAUGACUAGCGCUGCGAGCUAAAUUCAAAUGAAUACGAAUGUACAGAAGGAAAAAAAGUGUAAUUAGUAAUGUAUAAAAAGUGUAAUUUGUCUGCUAUAACCAAUUUAGAUUAUGAAGAAUUGUAUUAAUCAACUUUAUACGAUUUUUACUCAUGUAGUAAUUUUCAAGUAACUGUGUGCAAUGAUGUGGGUAAAUAUAAGAUGGUCUCAGAAUAAUCUGAUUGUCCUCAGAAAAAUUCUAGGGUGGCAGGGCAAAUCAAUGAGAUUUAUAUGUUAAAAAGAAAAACUGAAUAAUAA
Messenger RNA from Clarias gariepinus (North African catfish), 1798 nucleotides. Its product is annotated as monocarboxylate transporter 1-like. Gene Ontology annotation, cellular component: membrane. Bases 69 to 1424 code for a protein of 451 amino acids. Gene Ontology annotation, biological process: transmembrane transport; monocarboxylic acid transport. Lineage: Eukaryota; Metazoa; Chordata; Actinopteri; Siluriformes; Clariidae. The transcript is spliced from 5 exons. Gene Ontology annotation, molecular function: monocarboxylic acid transmembrane transporter activity. The record is from RefSeq and is a predicted model, not a curated record.